AUGGCCGGUGCUGCCAGGGCGAGCUACGACAAGGAGAUUCUCGAAGAGCUGGGCUGUACGGUGUACAACCCGAACACCGACAACAAGGAGCGCUACGGGGACAAGGCCGAUGACAGGUGGCUGCGCACGUUCUGCGAAAACUUAACCAGGAUCCAGCGCGAGAAGAGGGGUUUCGUGCUCCAGAUCCAGCAGGGCGUGGCCCGGGAGAAGUCCGACAUGCAGAUCGCGGAGGAGGAAAUGGGGACAAACUGGCGAAUCCCAUGCAUAGGCCUUUUUGCCUUUCCGACCACCAUACCUCGAGGAGGCAGCAACCUGGCAGAGCUGUAUCUGGCCCUAGCGGUGGAGAGGGCCAAAAAGCAGUGGGAGGAGGAGGGCAUCAAAGACGAGGUGGAGAUGGUCUCAACGUGGUUCGAGCCCUUGGAGGGCGACGGGGAGCUGCGCGUCGACGACAGCGGCAGGCUGCAGGGCCGCGCUCGGUGCACCUGGCCGGACGGCGCCGUCUACGAGGGGGAGUGGAAGGAUGGCCUGCAUCACGGAAAGGGAACGUACACGGCUGCGGACGGCCAUGUCUUCGUCGGGGAGUACCAGAACGGCCAGCAGCACGGGAAGGGAACGUUCACGUAUGCGAGCGGCGAGGUCUUCGUCGGGGAGCACCAGGAUGGCAAACGGCACGGGAAGGCAACGUUCACGUUCGCGGACGGCACCGUGCAGGUCGGCUUCUACGACCAGGGCGAGGACAAGGGCCGCGCAGUGCGGCUCAGCGCCAAACGCACCCAGGCCUGGCUCUUCAUGGACGGCAAUUUCGAGCGCGAGGUCUCCGUGGCCGAGGCGGGGGCCCUCGAGAGCAGAGAAAGAGAGCGCCGUGUGCGUGAUCCGCUGCAGGCUCGGAAGGUGGCGACGGAGUGCGGGCUUCCACCCCUGCCCUGA
Symbiodinium necroappetens is the source of this 927-nucleotide messenger RNA. The record is from the annotation of a GenBank genome assembly. Lineage: Eukaryota; Dinophyceae; Suessiales; Symbiodiniaceae.